Diabrotica virgifera virgifera (western corn rootworm) is the source of this 3885-nucleotide messenger RNA. It is a transcript of the gene Gasp, whose product is annotated as protein obstructor-E. The record is from RefSeq and is a predicted model, not a curated record. The transcript is spliced from 5 exons. Lineage: Eukaryota; Metazoa; Arthropoda; Insecta; Coleoptera; Chrysomelidae. Gene Ontology annotation, cellular component: extracellular region. The coding region runs from base 117 to 830 and encodes 237 amino acids. Gene Ontology annotation, molecular function: chitin binding.
GACGUGGUCUCCGCGACACCGUGCACUCCAGUGGCGGGGAUCGACGUCUAUAAAGAACCAACACCACCCGCGAAGAACCCAGUAAAUCGUAGUACCUAUCGUUGCUCCACAAAAACAUGAAGAGGUUCGCGUGUUUAAUAGUGCUCAGUGCACUCUGCUCAGCUGCAUACAGUCAAGAAAAUUUCAAAUGUCCAGACGAUUUUGGAUUUUACCCACAUCACAUAUCCUGCGAUAAAUAUUGGAAGUGUGACAACAAUGUAGCAGAAUUAAAGACUUGUGGAAAUGGUUUAGCGUUCGAUGCUAGUGAUUCCAAAUUUUUGACUGAAAACUGUGAUUACAUCCACAAUGUAGAUUGUGGAGACAGGACGCAAUUGGAACCUCCAAUUAGUUCGACCCAUUGUGAAAGGCUUUAUGGUAUCUUCUCAGAUGAAGCCAAAUGUGACGUGUUCUGGAACUGCUGGAAUGGAGAAGCUUCAAGGUACCAAUGCUCACCCGGUCUUGCCUACGAUAGAGAAUCUCGAGUAUGUAUGUGGGCCGAUCAAGUACCAGAAUGUAAAAACGAAGAAGUUGCAGGUGGUUUCACAUGUCCCGCUGCCGGAGAAAUAGCCAAUGCCGGUUCUUUCUCGAGGCACGCUCAUCCAGACGACUGCAGAAAAUACUAUAUCUGCCUUGAAGGACAAGCCAGAGAAUACGGUUGUCCCAUUGGUACUGUAUUUAAAAUUGGAGAUGCUGAUGGUACUGGUAACUGCGAAGAUCCAGAAGAAGUACCUGGAUGCGAAGAUUACUACAAAGAUGUGGACCUGAAAGCUUUGAAGAAAUUAGGAUACUAAGUACUGACUGAACAUUUAUCAUUAUAAGAGGUUUUAAAGGUAUAAAAGUCUGAUCAGAAGAAUCAGAUUUAUGACUAGUCGAGUAUGUAAUUAAAAACAAGUUUACUUAGUUUAGUCUCUUAUGCCCUGUUCUCAUGACAGGCGUUUAACGCGCGUUUUGAUAUGACCUAACGCUUUUAAUGACAUAAAACGCGCGUUAGCAUGUGAACGAUAAGCCACAAUUCUACUAAAAAAAUGAUUUUAAUAACGUUUCGACGCCCAAAUCGGGUGUCGUUGUCAAAAUAUAAAAAAUAUUAAUGAAUUAAACAAAAAUAUUGUUGUAAGUAAAAAAAUUCUUCUAAUAAUUUAUUUAAUUUGGCUCAUUUAUAUCGGCAAUUCAGGCAUAUAUUAUACAUUUUAAAGUAAAAGACUUUAAAAUGAUAUUGCCAAUAUUUAUGAGUUGCGUUCCUUAAAAUUCACUAUUUAAACGUUAGAAUAAGUGAACAUCAGUCUUAUACCGGAUGUCCACUUAUAUUUUCCCCCAUUUUAACUGCCUAUAACUUCUAAACGGCUCAAGAUAGAAAUAUGCGGUUUUCGCUGAAAUGUUUUAUUUUAGUAAAAGUUUUGUCUGAAUGGAUUGAAUUUUUUAUAUCGCUUUCAAAUACGAAAAGAAAAAUGGCGGAUUUUUGAAAAAAAAACGUUGUUGACUUUUUUUUAAUGGAACACCCAGUAUAUUUUUUUGUAAAUUGAAAGAAAGGACAUUCAUCUAUCCACCUAUAUAAAGUUUUUCAAAAUCGGUUGUCAACUCACUGAGUAAUUAAUUUUUAAAAUGAGAGGUGCAACGUGGAUUUCGCAUACCUAAAUAACAUAACUAAGCAAAUUGAUAUUAUUGUUAUGUGAUUUCCACAUUGCAUCUCUCAUUUUAAAAAUUAAUUGCUCAGUCAUUUGAUAACCGAUUUUAAAAAUUUUUAUAUCGUUGGAUAGGUAAAUGACCGUUUUUUCAAGUUUUUAGGUAAAUGACCAUUUUUUAUAUCGCUUUUAAAUAAAAAAUGGCGGAUUUUUGAAAACGUUGUUGACUUUUUUAUUGAAACGCCCAGUAUAUUUUUUGUAGCUUGAAAAAAUGGUCAUUUACCUAUCCAGCGAUAUCUCUCUCUCUCGUUCCAUCCCUCCUUGUGGAGUAUUGGGCGCUUAUGCGUUUCUUGGCCAAAAGUGUAAGAUUGCUGUCUGGCCGGGACAGCGCAAUCCAGCGAUAUAAUUUUUUUUAAAAUCAGUUGUCAAAUGACUGAGCAAAUAAUUUUUAAAAUGAGAGAUGCAAUGUGGAAAUCACAUAACAUAAUAUCAUUUUGCUUAUGUAGUUAUGUUAUUUAGGUAUGAGAUAUCCACGUUGCACCGCUCCUUUUAAAAACUAAUUACUCAGUGAUUUAUCAACCGAUUUUGAAAAACUUUAUAUGGCUGGAUAGGUGAAUGACCUUUCUUUCAAUUUACAAAAAAAUAUACUGGGUGUUCCAUUAAAAAAAAGUCAACAACAUUUUUUCAAAAAAUCCGCCAUUUUUUUUUUCGUAUUUGAAAGUGAUAUAAAAAAUUCAAUACAUUCAGACAAAACUUUUGCUAAAAUAAAACAUUUCAGCGAAAACCGCAUUUUUCUAUCUUAAGCCGUUUAGAAGUUAUAGGCAGUUAAAAUGGGGGAAAAUAUAAGUGGACACCCGCUAUUAAAAAUAGAGAAUUUGAUAGAUCUCAAAUAUGUCAACACGCAUGGGAUAAUGAACAUAGAGUUCAGUGGAGAGAUUCAAGUAUAGUCCUGAAAGAAACAGAUAGUAAAAAGAGAAUAAUCAAAGAAGCGGCUUUAAUUAUGCUAAAUGAAACAAACUGUGUCGCAAAUUCCUCGGUGGAAUGCAGUAGGAUGUGGUUAACCAUACUAAAAGAGGAAGUCAAUAGAAAGAAAAUACCAGGAUUAGUAUGUCAAUAACAUAUCGAGUUAGUACAUAUUUUAUAUUUUAGUAUUGUUUAUAUAUCUAUGUAUUAUUAAUAUUAUUUAUAAUUUAAAAUAACAUAUGUACAGUCACAAUCACUGAAUAGUUUACACCCUUUAAUAUUCAGGGGCCAAUUUUUUGAAUUUUUACCUCGUUUAAACGCACCUUUUACGUCAAAGUAACGAUACCAGUGGCGGACCCAGAAUAGGUUGAUUAAAAUUAAAAAAUCAAAAUAAAAUAAAUCUAUUUUACAAAAUUUAACAAAAGGGAAAUUAUAGACAGGCAUCUUUUUAAAUAAAAUUGAGUUAAAAUUAUUGAGUUUGGCAAUUACUUUUGGUUUUGCGCGUGAUAUAAACGGCAUUUUGGAAGCUUUUAAUAACUUCUUAUUUUAUUUUUCAAUACGCACUAAAAUUUUUGACAACCAAUUUGACAUUUAGUAAAUCCGCACGACACUGCGAUUUUACAGUAUUACAAUAUAAAAAAUAAAGGUGUAAACUAUUCAGUGAUUGUGACUCUACAUAUUAAGAUCAGAAUUUGGUAUUAGUUUUGAGAGUAAACUAAAGUAAGACCUAAUACUUACGAUGUCGGGAUAAUAUCACGAGGUUUUUUCCUGGUUUUCCCUCGUGAUUUACUAUGGAAUCUCUAGCGCGAGAAUUUUACUGUCACCAUUGCAUGUGGUUGUCUUUUUAAAGACAGAUCACAUGUUAUGAAUUUUUUUGUGACGGAUAUUCUUGAGUUGGGGUUGAUUUCAUGUAAUCGAAUGAACUAUCUUUCAAUAAAGUCGUCCCAGGAACGCAACUCAUAAAUAUUGGCAAUAUCAUUUUAAAGUCUUCUACUUUAAAAUGUAUAAUAUAUGUAUGAAUUGCCGAUAUGAAUGAGUCAGAUUAAAUAGAUUAUUAGAAGAAUUUUUUUACUAAGCAACAACAUUUUUGUGUAAUUCAUUAUCUAAUUAUUACUAACAGGGAUAUUUACAAUGAUCUGGAAACGAAAACCGUCAGUGAAGUGAUAGUGGAGUUAAGUGCAAAAUACAUUGUACGUCUUGAAAGCCACGCGAAUGUGCUUGCAAUUAAUUUGUUAGACAACAGUCAGGAAACAAAACGGUUAAA